Cladocopium goreaui is the source of this 2749-nucleotide messenger RNA. NCBI's taxonomy places the organism in Eukaryota, Dinophyceae, Suessiales, Symbiodiniaceae. The record is from the annotation of a GenBank genome assembly.
GUUCUAAGGGCGACAACAGCCGAAUCCUUGGAGUUGUUGUUCUCUCGCCCUGGAGUGUCUGCCACCUACAGCUCCUUGGAAUGGCAGCGAUGGUACCAGGAAUGGGUUACGAUUGAGGACGUAGCCACCGUAGCCACUGUCAUGGAACUUAAGGUCGGUGGAUAUGUCCUGAACGACGCUGGGGUGAUGCUUUCCGGAUACGACGGCAAACGAGAAGCCUAUGACUUAGCUCCUCUGGUGGGUGUCCGUUUCGAGGACACUGCAGGUGGCUUCCUGGAGUUUGAGUUGCUGGGGCGACUUCUGGAACAGGCACUGAUUCAAAUGCUGGAGAAGGUGGCUGAAAAGACCAACCGCCCCAGGAUUAUCACCAAGGCGGAGGUCUGCAAGAUGCUGCAGAGCGGCCACAAUGUGGUCGGCUGCGAGUACCGCAAGGUGGGCAAGGUGGUGAAGGAGUACGGACCCAUGAUCUUGGCAUCCGGAGGCGCAAGAGAUGGAGCCUCCAACUCACCCAGCGACAAUCUACAAGUCGCUUCGGUGGAAUUCGUGGGAGCUUUGGCGGAUGGAUGUGAUACAAGCAGUCUGACGCAAAGACGGCUGAACGUCUACAUCGUUGUACGCACCUUACGAUUUCCGAUAACCCAACCUUGUUUGCGUCAGAUCAAUGCGGUUUGUUUCGCCAAAGGUGGUGUCUGCUCCGUAGCAGACGGAGCCAGUCAACUGGUUCACGUGCAAAGCGCAAGCACCGCCCUGGCGAGCCACAAUCGCCUCCAGGCCCCGGCGAGCCAUAAUCGCCCCCAGGCCCCGGCGAGCCACAAUCGCCUCCAGGAGAUGGAGCAGAAACAUUACAGUCUCAUGAACAUGAAGCUUGGAAAGGCAGCAACCAAAAAAAGCAACCGCGACAACAAAGGAAUUGGAAACUAUGAGGAACAAGGCCUGAAGGUGCAGCCACAGGAAGCAGCAGGCGUAGAGCUUCCUUGGGACGACGCGCGGCAGCUGGUAGAAGCAAUCGUACUGUCUCGAGUUGACACACCAGAUGAUGCAGUAAAGGUGCUCGGACAGAGUUGGGUGCCAACUUGGGACGGCUGGAAAGAAUUGCGCCAAUGUGCGACAGAGCGCUGCUGUGUUGCAAUCGCAGAGCGACUGUGCGACAUCGCCCAGCAAAAUGCCCCUUACCAAAGCAAGACCGACACCCAAGCAUUGCAGGCUUUGGCGUCCGAAGGGUUCAUGUGGCGGAAAGCGCUGUCACACGGCGUGAAUAACUGCUUGAUCGAUUCCCUGAUGUUGUGCCUGUCGUAUGAACACAUUUUGCCUAAUAACUUAACAACAGAUGUCACAGCAAGGCGACGCGUUGCAGCUGCAUGCAGAAAGCAUUUGAUUCAAGAGAUUGGGGACGAAGUGGCUCCAGGCAGCAAUGGGCUUUUCCCGUUCCUGGAUGCGCAUCGGGAUGGCCCCAGAAUUGUAGACUUUUUGUUCCAUUGGUUUCGCGUUGUUGCGCGCACGAAUAUGCUAAUUCAUGUGCAUGACAGAUUUGGUGAGCAGGCUGCAGGUGCAGACUGGAAUAAAAUUGCAGUGAACCUUGGCCAUAGGUACCCACAACAGACUGUUUUGCAGCUACACAUUUAUAACCACACUUCUGUUCGGGGUAGAGGGUAUCAUUUUGAUAGCUUGCUCCCGAUCACUGGGCGUGAAGCCGAAUCAAAGAAAAAGAGAAGCCGUACCGUAGCGGCCACCAACGCAAUGAAGAUAGAAGCAGAGUCCGUUCUGACAGGAGCGGAACUCAAUGAUUUGCAGCGAGAGCCGCAGAGAAACGGUGGCACACCUGAGAAGCCGAGUUGUAACAAGGAGGCAGCAGAGCAGCAAGCAGAUCAAAGAGCAGAAGCCGUAUUUGCAAAGAUGGCGUGGUACUUUCAUGGCACGACUUUCGCGACAUCCUGGCUUGAUGCGCUGCUGGCAAAUCUGAUUUUUCAUGGAUAUAUGUUACAGUUUCCAGAUUUGCUUGCGCGUCAGGAUGCACGCUUUCACCUAUGUAGAACAUGCCAGGCAAGUUUAGAACCGGAGCAACUAGAGAGCGACAAAGCCUUCGACUUACAGCAUCAUCUCGCGAAGGCAAUUUUGUUUUUCACAAGUAGGAGCCGAGAUGAGGUGAAUGCUGAGGUACAUGUGUACGAUUCAACUACCACUGACCUCAGUGUACCGCAUGAAGUUUAUACCAUCGGUCGACUUGACAGCUUGCUGGUGCCAGUCUUCCGCCUCUAUCGCUACAAAAAUGGCCGUUACGCUGCCUUGUUGCCUGCUAACCCAGCAGAACGGCCUGUGUUCACAAGUGGCGACUUGCAUAAAGCAGCCCAAGGUAGCAAACAAAACGACAUGAAUGCAACGUGCACUGUAGCGCCAUCGACAAAUUCGUUUGGAACAAGUGGCUGCGCUGCCGGCAUAGGUACUGGGAAACGAUUGUCAGAUGGUUCAAUGGAGACAGCUCAGAAGGAAAAUGUCGGUCACAAGACGGCUGCAAUAGAUGCAGCUGCUACCUGCUCUUUGCACAGCACAUCAGCCGAGAGACAAGAACCAACUAGUACCAGUGAAGUGAAUCUGAGCAGUAAUGCGCGAAAACGGAAGGCAACGCAGCAAGAUGCAAGUGCAAGCCCACUGCGCAAAACAGAGAUGAAUGUGCCUCCUCGCCGUGUGCGCCACAAAGCACCGCCGGUCGGAUCAACAACAGCACCACCAUCUGGAACUGGUUCGCUGCAAG